CGAACCGAAUAAGCCUGGGGAAGCGGUCAGUGGGAGAGGUCAUUAUAAAGCUGCUAGGAUGGUCUUUGUUUUGAACGGGGACGGCGUGGGUCCCACAUGCUCUAUCUUACUUUACUAAAAUUUUAUCUUAAUUAGUUUAUGUUUCCAAUUUCGAGCAGGUUUCGGAUUUGGUAGCUCGCCUUCGGGAUGACGUGUCGAGUGGUUCCCGGGCUGCAUCUUUAUCCAAAAACUAAGGAUCAGAGGGGAACACUUCGUAUGAACAGAUCAGUCAGGGGAAUCUAAGUGCGGAGAAUCGAAUCGGAUCGGAUUCUAUCACAAAGCCCGUAUCCGCACGAGGUCCAUGUCUGGCGUCAUCACUAAGUGGGUAUCCACACGUGGCUGCAUUGGGGAAGCGGGAACACGUUAACUUACAGCGUGGCGGAGGAGCAGAUUAAGGCUGGCAAAAAGAAGGAAGAACGCCCGAUGGAAGCUACGGGUAGUGUCAUUCGGAAGAGGAAAAGGGUGAGCGAGAAGCGAAAACCCCUCGCCUCAGAGUCGGAGAUCGAUUCCCUGUCAUCUCAAGUGGAUCGCUGGGAUCUCACGUCUCUUACUUUGACGCUUCCGUGCGCUUGCGACUGGUUCUUCGUCGUUUCUAGCAAUUGGGGUGCUGAUUCAGGUUGUGGGUGAUAUUCACGGAAGUCAAAGAUAAGGCAUAUGAGUCGUCAAAGAAAGGAUUUACUGUGCUGAAUGAUAAUGUUUUUGGGAAUUUAAGUGCAGAUUGAGGAAUUGAUCCGUCCAGGGAGAAAUCUAUAAUAUUACUAUCUCAGGAGAAUUAAAAGAUUACACCACCCUAUUUGAUGAAAGCUUGAAACUGUGACUUUCCCUGGUGAUUUAUGAUAUUUUCCAAAGAGUAAAUUCAGCUAUGAUCCAUAGCGCAUUACAUAAGCUGGAGCAUCAAGUCGGUGAUGGGACCUCCAAAAAGGCAGUUUGAAGGUGGGUACCUUAAUGCGGUGUCAGUUUCCAAUAAGGGAGUUUGAAUACUGAAUAUUGUUGAUAUGGAUCCAAAGAAAAGUGGGAACUGUGUUAGUAAAGAUGAUUCAGCAAGGACAAAUAUUGAUGAAUCAUUGGCUAAUGUUGAUCCAAUCUUAGUGACUGACUAUAAUAAAAUAUCGGAACAGGCAAAUGAUAGAGCUGAUCAAACAAGUGGUAUAGCUGGUCAGGGUAUUUCCAUCUUCACUAUGUUGAAAGACACCAGAUCAAAAGGUGAUAGGACCAACAAAAUUGGAGGGAAGAAUGACUCAUCAGUUAUCAAUUGUUCUACUUAUUUGUUUGGGGCUUCUGAAAUUGUCCCAACCAUCACUCAUGCCAAUGAGGCAUCAUUUCAUAACCUUCGAGUGUCACCUGUCCCAGAAGACAAUAAUGAUGCGGCUUAUAUCCAAGCUUAUUCUAGGAUGGAGGGAAUGCUUCCACUAGAAAUUUUACCACACAACCCGAGAGAUGGCUCACUAAGUAUUGACACCAUAGGAAUCAAUGCCAAAUUUGAAGAUUGUGAUUCCCACGCUGGGGUUGCUCUAGCUUUACACACUAAAACCAACUUAUCCCCAGAGAUGUCUUCAAACUCAUACAAGCUGGAAGUUACCAGUCCUAUCAAGGGUGACAAGAAUGUGGAAGUAGAAAGAGUAAGCGGUUGCACACUUGAAAUUCAAGAAAUCUUCUCAGGUGCGACUUGUAUCUCUCAGUCAGUUUCUGUGCCUGUUGAGUCUUUUGAUCCUAUUAGGCUAUACGUAUCAGAUAAGGAAGCAGCUGGCAACAGUGUAGUUGCAGAGCAGACUGUGGACAACUCUGGUGUGGCACGUCAAUAUGAGGUUGACUCUUUAGAAGCCAGCCUAAAGUCCCUUCAGUUUGGCCUGGAGGAAGGAAGAAGUGUGCCUCCAUCACCAAUUACACGGGGGUUAAUACAAGAACUAGCUUCUCCAAAUUUACUCAUGAAGCAACAUAAUCGGUUGGAUUCACAUAAUGAAGAAUGUGCUAAUUUCUUAUUUGGAUUAGAGAACAAGUCUAGUAAUGAUUCAUCCGGGAACACUUUUAAAAAGACAUCUACCUUAGGCACUGAAGAUGAAUCAGAAUCUGCGAAAUCAAAUAUUGAUAAUAAAUACAAACACUUUAACAAGGAGGAGAAACUACUUGCUUCUUCAUCUAAAAGACGUAUCAUGUCUUAUAUGACCAAGGACCAGGUCGCAAGUUCAAAUUUUGCGCCACCUUAUACAGGAUAUUUUUUGAGAUUUUCAAGAAAAAAGUUAAUUGUUCUUGAUCUGAAUGGGUUACUAGCUGAUAUCAAUCGGGGUAAUGCUCGUACCGCACAUAAGAGAGUUGGAGGGAAAUCAGUUUUCAAAAGGCCCUUUUGUGAUAAUUUUCUUAAGUUUUGUUUCGAGAGAUUUAAUGUAGGUGUCUGGUCUUCGAGGGGAAGAAACAAUAUGGAUCCUGUAGUUGACUAUCUCAUGGGAGAUUUGAAACAUAAACUGUUAUUUUGUUGGCGACGGCGCCAACCCUCGUCGAGCGCCGGAGACGACCAGGGCAAAACGAGCGAUGAGAAGGAGCACGAAGAAGGCGAGCAAGGGGCACGUCCAGGAUCGACGGACAAGAAGGCUGAAGAACCCUCGACUAAGUUGGUUGCCUCGGCGGUGUCCUCCAUGCCGCCCCCGCCCUCCCGACCACCUCCGCCCUCCCAACCGCCUCCGCCCUCCCAGCCGCCUCCGCCCUCCCCGCCCAAGGAUCAAUCGGAGGUUGAACUGGAAUUGAAGUUUUUGCAAUCUCUGGAAUUUUAUCCUCCUGCUCGACUGCUGGGCAUCCACCGUCAUUUUGUUCUUUACGGGAUGAUCGAGUAUUUGCAAAGGAGCUCUGAUAGGCAGUUCAAGGCCGAGGAUGUUUUGCAGUUGCUAGAUCGCUUUUACAAUUUAGAAGCAAUGAAACCAGAUGAUGAGGAUGUAGAAGUUUUAAAGAAAGAAGUUGAAUUUUCUUUACCUGAAAGUUUUUUCAGCUACCCCAAACACAAUCGCAAACACAAAUAAAUUUUUUUUAUAUAUUUCUGGAUUUCUUUGGCUUCCAACUUGUCACCGGCAAUAGCUGCCAUUUUUGGCUCAAGUUGAGGUCUUCGACCACUUCAACUGGAUUGAAUUGGCCUUUUUUUUUUUACAAAAAAGCUUUUGUCACAGCUACUAGAGUUACUCAUUUUUGACUAAUACAAUUCAUUCCUUGUGUGUGUUUUUAUGCAGAA
Messenger RNA from Zingiber officinale, 3253 nucleotides. RefSeq lists its product as uncharacterized. Gene Ontology annotation, biological process: regulation of transcription by RNA polymerase II. NCBI's taxonomy places the organism in Eukaryota, Viridiplantae, Streptophyta, Magnoliopsida, Zingiberales, Zingiberaceae. Bases 1035 to 3047 code for a protein of 670 amino acids. Gene Ontology annotation, cellular component: NuA4 histone acetyltransferase complex; nucleus. The transcript has 11 exons. The record is from RefSeq and is a predicted model, not a curated record. Gene Ontology annotation, molecular function: phosphoprotein phosphatase activity.